AUGUAUCCUCGAUCAAACGCUCGACCUGGCGCUCGACCUACAGCAGUAACUAGUAAUAAUUAUGGUGCAUCGAAUAAUCGAUCUUCUGCUAAUACAGGUUAUAGUAGUGGAUCUAUGGCACGAUCACAACCUGUUUCUCGGCGAUCAGCAAAUCAAUAUGAAAAUGAAUCAUCACCACCUCGAAAUACUGGUAAACAGCAAAAAUCCUCAGGUGGUGCAUAUGGUUAUGGCGAAUAUGAUUAUUUAUAUAAGAAUGCACCGGGAGGCUCUGGUCAACCACCAGCUAUGCCUAAAUUUGUAUUAUGUUACGUUUGUGGACGCAAAUAUGGAACACAAUCAAUUGAUAUUCAUGAACCUCAAUGUUUAGAAAAGUGGCACAUUGAAAAUGCUAAAUUACCUCCAAAUUUACGUCGACCAGCGCCACGUAAACCUGAUGUUCAUAUUAGCAGUGGUGGUAAUUUUUCUCUUGAUGAAAUAAAUGAUGCAGCUUAUGAAGCAUCAAAAGCUCAACUAGUGCCAUGUGAAAAUUGUGGACGCAGAUUUGCUGCUGAUCGUAUAUCAGUUCAUCAACGAAGUUGUAAACCAGGUCGUGCAGCCAAACCUAUUGGUGCACCGGCUGGUCCUAGUAGUGGCGGUGGACGAAUGGCUGAACGAUCUAUCCCACAACGAAGCAAUGCUUCUCAUGAUGAAUAUGAUGAUGAUGUACCAAUAAGUUCAUCAAAACGUGGUGGUAAUGCUGCAUUUGCAAGUAGUAAUACAUCAGGUGGUGCUGGUCUCUAUCCAUGUUCAAUAUGUAAUCGAUCAUUUGCCAGUGAUCGUAUACAACAACAUCAAGAAGCAUGUAGCAAAGCUAAUAAACAACGACGUGUAUUUGAUUCCACUAAACAACGAUUACAAGGAACUGAAGCAGCAGCAUAUUUUAGAAAAGGAAAAGGCGGCAAAGGUCCAAAUCAACCAGUUAAACCUUCAGUUCCAAAAUCAAAUUGGAGACAAAAACAUGAAGAUUUUAUUCGAGCUAUUCGUUAUGCUAAACAAGCAACUAAUUAUGAAAAAGCAGGUGGUCGUUUAGCUGAUCUACCUCCACCACCGGCUUCUGUUAAUCCAGAUUAUAUUCAAUGUCCACAUUGUGGACGUAAUUAUGCUCCAAAAGUAGCCGAACGACAUAUACCAAAAUGUGUUAAUAUUCUAGCUAAACCUAAACCUCCACCAGGUCUUAAUCGAAUGGGAACACAACAACGUACAGGUGUUGGUAGUAAUCGUCCAACUGCAUCGAACUACAACAGUACAUAUGGUGGUGUUAGUAAUAGUAGUGCAUAUCCACCUUCGAAUAGAUCAACACGUGGUGGUCGUUAUUAG
Rotaria sp. Silwood1 is the source of this 1356-nucleotide messenger RNA. The record is from the annotation of a GenBank genome assembly. NCBI's taxonomy places the organism in Eukaryota, Metazoa, Rotifera, Eurotatoria, Philodinida, Philodinidae.